AUUCAAAAUGACUGGUCGUGGAAAAGGUGGUAAAGGUCUCGGAAAGGGUGGUGCCAAGCGUCACAGAAAGAUUCUUCGUGAUAACAUUCAAGGUAUUACCAAGCCUGCUAUUCGUCGUCUUGCCCGUCGUGGUGGUGUCAAGCGUAUCUCUGGUUUAAUCUACGAAGAAACCCGUGGUGUCCUCAAGGUCUUCCUUGAAAACGUUAUCCGUGAUGCCGUUACUUACACUGAACAUGCCAAGAGAAAGACUGUUACUUCUUUGGAUGUCGUCUAUGCUUUGAAGAGACAAGGCCGUACUCUCUACGGUUUUGGCGGUUAAAUUAUCCAUUUUAUCUUUCCAAUGAUAUCCUCACUAUUUCUAUAACUGAUUGGAAGAGCCCUCUCCUAAUAAUUCUUUAUGAUUAUUUAUACGCAACACAAAUAACAACCAAACUACAAUAUAAAGGAUGCCAACUUUAUAUCAUUCCCCUCCUCCUUUUUUUUUUCCGCCUAAUAUUCUUUUUUUUUAAACUCUCCUGUAAAUAAAAUAAUAAUGACUCUUUGAAGUACAUGAA
Mycotypha africana is the source of this 554-nucleotide messenger RNA. Its product is annotated as histone-fold-containing protein. The coding region runs from base 8 to 319 and encodes 103 amino acids. Gene Ontology annotation, biological process: nucleosome assembly. Lineage: Eukaryota; Fungi; Mucoromycota; Mucoromycetes; Mucorales; Mycotyphaceae. Gene Ontology annotation, molecular function: structural constituent of chromatin; protein heterodimerization activity; DNA binding. The transcript has a single exon. Gene Ontology annotation, cellular component: nucleosome. The record is from RefSeq and is a predicted model, not a curated record.